Molecule: messenger RNA, 774 nt
Organism: Haemonchus placei
Lineage: Eukaryota; Metazoa; Nematoda; Chromadorea; Rhabditida; Trichostrongylidae
Source: the annotation of a GenBank genome assembly
AUGCUUCCACUAUUUAUUCUACUUGUUCUUCUUUUUCUCGUCGUUCUUUUGUUAUUCUCACUCCGCAGCAAUAGGCCGCUGCCUUUGCCACCGUUUUCUAAGGUUUUACUCGUCAUAGCUCAUCCCGACGAUGAGACGAUGUUUUUUGCACCGGUACUACGAGCGCUCUCUGCUGCCGGGCAUCGUGUUUUUAUUCUAUGCGUAUCCAAUGGGAAUUUUGAGGGUCUGGGGAAAAUUCGUAGUCGGGAGCUGCAAGAAGCUGUACAAUUUCUCGGCGUAACAUCUUCAGAUGUCACUGUGCUCGACUACGAUGCUUUUCCAGAUGGGGGACAAUGGGAUCGCCAAGCCUUGAGCAAUGUUUUGCUGAGAUAUAUUGAGGUGUUGUCUGUUGAUUGUGUAUUGUCAUUCGAUGGUGGCGGCGUCUCAGGACAUGGAAAUCAUUCAUCGUGUUCUGAAGCGUUGCAAGAUGCAUAUACGCGAGGUGUUAUUCCAGAAGAUGUGCAAAUUUUUGUGCUUGAUUCGGUUGCACUAUUGAGGAAAUAUAUGGGAAUGUUUGAUGCUCCACUAUCGGUGGCUCGUUCACCAUUUCAAUAUUUUGCAAGAGGUCGCGAUGUGGCAGCAACUUGGCGUGCUAUGAGGCGGCAUCGUUCACAGUUUGUAUGGUUCCGUUUCCUGUACAUGAUCUUCAGUAGGUAUGUUUACAUCAACACCUUCCGACGUAUUGCUCCAAUCAACAAGGUUCCUGUUGCGAAACGCAAAAGCAAAGCAACUUAA